This is a messenger RNA of Symbiodinium natans, 4134 nucleotides long. The record is from the annotation of a GenBank genome assembly. NCBI's taxonomy places the organism in Eukaryota, Dinophyceae, Suessiales, Symbiodiniaceae.
AUGGAACUCACCGGAACCAUGCUGAACCUCACUGCCCAAACCAUGGAGUGGCCGGAGCUCAUCAACACAGCCAAGCGGGCUGGCGACUGGCAACAAGUGCUGACACUACUCCAGCACAUGCUGCAGCAAGGUGAUGCCCCGGACACAUCAUGCUUCAACAUGGCCAUCGCCGCGUGCGGGAAAGGCAAACGAUGGCGACAUGCGAUGCAAAUCCUGGCUGAUAUGUCUUCGCGGCAAUUCACGCCGGACACUGUUUCCUACAAUGCAGCCAUCACGGCCUGCGCGAGGUCUCGGCGCUGGCAGCUGGCUGUAGGACUCUUCGCGGGCAUGCCCGAAGCAGCUGUCGUUCGUGAUGUAGUCAGCCACAAUGCGGCCAUUGAUGCCUGCAAGUCAGGGGCGAAUUGGCGACUGGCCCUGGCCUGCUGGAGCCGCAUGCCGGAGGACUCGGUUUCUCGCUCCACCAAUGCAUACAACGCAUGCAUCAGUGCUUGCAAAACAAGCAGCCAAUGGCAGUGGGCUUUGUGGCUGUUUCAUGAGAUGAGGCGUGAAAGGCUUCAGCCCACUACCAUCACACACAGUGCUUCCAUGAGUUCUUGCCUGCAAGCAGGUGAGUGGCAGUUGGCCCUGCUCCUGUUCGACCUCAUGCUCCACACUUCAGCUGCGAAAGACACUUUAGUCUUCAACGUGGCCAUGCAUGCAUGCCGCCAGAGUUCUUGCUGGCAGGUAUCGCUGGCGCUCCUGCAAGAGCUGCGCUGCUCGGCUCUGCGGGCCGACCAGAUCAGCUUCUCCACUUCCAUCGCGGCGAUGGAUUCUGAUGGCCGAUGGGAGGCUGCCCUAAGUCUGCUGCUCAUGAUGAAAGCUGGAGGUGCUGAGCCCAACGAGGUGAACAGCUGCGCUGCGCUGAAGACUUUCAAGAGGAGCGGGCGAUGGGAAGUGGCUGCCCUGCUGGCAGACAGUUCGCGGCAGACAGGCCUGGUGGCGAGAACUGGUGUGCUGAGCGCCUUGCAGCUGCACGGGAUCUGGGAGCAAGCGCUCGGUGUCGUUUGCAGCGCACAAGUCGGCAGCACAAGACCGGACAGCAUGAUGAUGACAGCAUCCAUCAGCACCAUGAGGGAUGCGUGGCAACUUGCAGGGGCCGUCCUGUUUGGGUUCGGGCCGGCUCGCCUUCAGAAGAGCACCGUAGCCUUCAACGCCGCCUUGGCCUCGUUGGAGGGAAGUGGCUGGCAGCAGGCGCUGCAGCUGGGCCUUGCUUCCCGCCUUCUGGGGCUGGACCUGGAUGCGGCAAGCUUCGACUCCCUGAUGGCCGCCACUUGCAGCUGGCAAAAGGUGCUGAACAUCUAUGCGUCCAUGGCAGAUGCAUCAGUGCGCCCUGGACAGCGCGCAUUGGAUGCAGCACUGCAGGCCGCGCCCUCUGCGGAGCUCCUGGCCGCAUUGCCGCGCUUGGCGCUGCGGCCGAGGGCUGUGCAGGCCCAAAUCCGUGCUGCCCGGCACCUCGGUGGCGGGCGAGUGGUCGAGGUGGACUGCCAGGCGCUGCGCUUCACGCAAAGCAGCAUCAAGGCCCGAUUUCACAGUGGGCAGUUGCUGGAGGCGAAAAUCCGUGGCCUCCUCCGAGGGAGGGAAGAUCCCCGAGAUCCCUGGUUCCUGCUAACGGUGGUGCAGUAUGGUGACCAACGUCUCUGCAUGAGCAACCGCCGCCUUUACUGUCUGCAAAGCUACAAGAUGCAAGAUCCCUCCUGGGAUGGUAGGGUUCGCGCCCGGAUCCUGGAGUGGCCCAACUUUCACGAGGACCCAAAGGUCUUCGAGGAAUUCGUGCAGCAGCUGAACGAUGCCAGUGGAUAUGAGAACAUGUGCGGGAGCAUCACAAUGUUUGGGUCGCAAGGCAAGAGGCGGGACCUGCCUAGGACAUCGGCGGCGCGCAGCUCUACAGUGGGAGACUUUCUGGACAGUCGAAGUGAAGAUGCGAAGAUGCCAAAAAUUGUGGGCCAGCGCGUGUCAGUUCUUGGCAUAUCCGCGCCGCACAGCUUCCGGAAGCUGAAGAAGGCCUCCAGUACAGCCCUGAAUCCCUUCUUCAGAGCGGUGAGCCGCUUCCGGCAGAGAAGAUGGGAUGAGUGCGUUGACAUCUGCACAGAGCUUCUGGAGCAGAACCCCAAGGACCAGGCGGCCUGGUUCCUGAAGUGCAGGGCGCUCACUUCCAAGCAAUGGAUCGACGACGUGGAGAUUGACGAGGAGGGAGUGGCCGACCUGCUCUUGGACGAGAAUGCCGUAGCACAGGCGCCGCGCCCUGGCACGUCGCUCAACCGGCCUCUCACCCGAGCAGAGAGUGGCGGAGGCCCAACCCAGGUGGUGCGCCCCGUCAGUGCAAGCGGAAGGCCGCUGACGGGCUUUGCGCGCCCGGGGACCAAUCGCCCCACAUCCUCCUCAGCUGGGAGAGAUGUGACCACUGCGAUGCAGGGGAAUCGGCCCGGCACCUCGAGGCCACUAACGUCUAUGGGUCGGCUGAUACGGCUGGGCACCGCGUCGAUGGUAAAUCAGGACGGUGGCGAGUUCGUGAGGUUAGAGUCGCUGGACUUGCAGAAGUAUGCGCAGCGCCCGGCCAUUGCCAAGGCGCUGUGUGAUUACAUGCUGUACUAUGCUCGCAAUCCGCGUAAGGCUUUGGAGUUGGCAUCUGAAGCUACACAGGCUGUCGACUUCAAGGACUGGUGGUGGAAGGCGCGGCUCGGCAAGGCCUACUACCAGCUGGGUCUCCUUCGCGAUGCCGAGAAGCAAUUCAAGAGCGCGCUGAAGGACGAGGAGAUGAUCACAACCCACCUGGAGCUUUGCAAGGUCUACCUUCGUCUGGACCAGCCAAACUCGGCUCUCGACCAAUACGGGCGCGCUGCCGAGAAGUUUGUGGGGGAAACCCACAUCCUCAUUGGCUUGGCUCGGACCUACGACAUGCUGAACGCGCUGCUUCGAGGUGUCAGCUUCUACAAGAAGGUCUUGCAGUAUGAUGCCGUGAAUGCAGAAGCCAUUGCAUGUUUGGCUUCCCACCACUUCUAUACCGACCAACCAGAGCUGGCUCUGCGAUUCUACCGCCGAAUGUUGCAGAACGGCGUCGUCAGUGCGGAGCUUUGGAACAACAUGGGGCUUUGCUGCUUCUAUGCCGGGCAGUAUGACCUAACCCUCAGCUGCUUCGAGCGCGCACUUAUGCUGGCGGACGAUGACAACAUGGCUGACGUUUGGUACAACAUUGGCCAGGUAGCGAUCGGUGUGGGCGACCUAGGCCUGGCUUACCAAGCCUUCAAGAUCGCCAUUUCCGUGGACCCCAACCACGCCGAAAGUUACAACAACAUCGGGGUGCUGGAGCUGCGCAAGGGCAACGUCGAGCAAGCACAGGCACAUUUCGGCACAGCCAUGCGGUUGGCCGCACACCUGUUUGAGCCGGCGUUCAACGGAGGGCUCCUGGCCUUCAAGCUCGGUGAGUUCCAGGAUAGCUUCGAGUUGGCCAACAAAGCCCUUGAGGCCUACCCGGAACACAUCGAGAGCAAGGAGCUCAUCAAGCAGCUGAAGGUUCCGCGGCUGCGCCCUGAGACGCGCAGGUCGCGCACUGAGCCGUCGAAAGCUGUGGAGGCAGCUCUUAGCGACCUCAACGAGGACACUGGCAGGAGCCCCGUGGAGAGUUUGGUCGACACAAAGAGGAGUCAGCGCUCAUCAAUCCGUCGCUCCAACACUGAAGAGGAGCUGCGCCAAGUGAGUGGUAGAAGAGGCAAGCUGAGCCUCGACAGCUUCUCCUAUCCACCCCGCAGUCGGCAAUUUCGCAGCAUGUUCCACGAGGAUUUGCGACUGCGCUCCACAGUGCUGCUGGAGUGGGCCGCAGCGGACCUCUUCAGCCUCUUCACACUGCAGGCCAUCCUGGAGAUUGUCUUGGCGCUUUUGCUGGAGUUUCGGGUGGUUGUGGUGUCCGAGUCACCGGAGCUGGGGUCAAAGUUGGUCUUGGGUCUGAGCUCACUGCUGUGGCCCUUCAGUUGGCAGCACUUACUUCUCCCGAUCUGCCCAGUAUACCUUCAGGAGGCCAUCAUUGAUGCGCCGGUGCCGUUCAUCUCUGCACUGCCAGAGAUCACGCCACAGGUAGGCAGCCGCCCUAAACACCCGUAA